CUUUUUUUUUUCUUUUUUUUGGAGAGGGGGGAGAGGCAGCUGGAUUUACAAACAAACCAACCAAAAAGGAAAGCCCCGAGUUGGGAUGAAGAAGCCUCUUUUGCAGUACUAGAGGGUGCUGUUGAGGAAGAGGCUGAGGAUCCAGACUCUGUUACUAAGCAUACUACACUAAGUGAGGAGAGCAGCAAGCAAGAAGAUAACCUUGUUGUGCAGCAGUCAGGGGAGGAAAAUGAAGUUCCAGAGAAGGAGCCUGAAAGCUUAAACAAUCUCAAGUUAUCGCCUAGUUUACCAAACAGUUUGGAAGGCACGGAUUUAUCCUCCGUUGACGCCAUGAUGUCAGCAGUCAUGAGUGUGGGGAAGAUUGCUGAAAAUGGUGGGAACUCUCAGAACAUCAAAUCACCAUCAAAGUCUCCUGCACCAAACCGGAUUGGCAGGAGGAACCAGGAAACAAAAGAAGAGAAGUCUUCCUAUACCUGUCCCCUGUGUGAAAAGAUUUGCACUACACAGCAUCAGCUAACUAUGCACAUUCGUCAGCAUAACACUGACACUGGAGGAGCAGACCAUUCCUGCAGCAUCUGUGGAAAGUCUCUGAGCUCAGCAAGCUCCCUUGAUCGCCACAUGCUUGUCCACUCAGGUGAAAGACCUUAUAAAUGUUCAGUAUGUGGACAGUCCUUUACCACCAAUGGAAACAUGCACAGACACAUGAAGAUUCAUGAGAAAGAUCCAAACGGUGCUGCGAGUACGACUCCCCCAUCUCCUCUGAAGCGCAGACGGCUGUCAUCUAAAAGGAAACUUAGUCAAGAGGCUGAGACAGACAGGGAGGAACGGACCCCUGCAAAAAAGGUUGUUGAGGAAGCUCAGUCCAGUGAAGUGGAGAAGAAGACUGAGGAAGAAGUUUAUCAUUGUCCAGUGUGUUUCAAAGAAUUUGUAUGCAAGUAUGGGCUGGAGACCCACAUGGAGACGCAUCCAGAUAACUCACUGAGGUGUGACAUUUGUUGCAUUACCUUUCGUACUCAUCGGGGUUUGCUGCGUCAUAACGCAGUUAUUCACAAGCAGCUUCCGAGAGACCUAUCCGGAAAGCCUUUUAUUCAGAACAAUCCUUCAAUUCCAGCAGGCUUCCAUGACUUGGGAUUCACAGACUUCUCCUGUAGGAAAUUCCCCCGCAUUUCUCAGGUCUGGUGUGAAACGAAUCUGCGAAGAUGCAUCAGUGAAUUUCAUCGAUAUAUUUGCGAGACUUGUAACAAGGCAUUCCCCAUGCUCCCAGCACUCAAGCUGCACAAAGAAACCCACAUAGCAGAUCAGGGAAAAGAAAAUCACAAGCCAGAGUUGAUGACCCCAGCUAGUGAGAACCCAGACCAGAAAGUCUUCAUGGAGUCCUUGGGCCUACAGUACACCAAAGACAUCAAGCCUGACAAGCAGGAGGAGGAUAUGCAAGAUGAGGUCCAAGAAAUGCGGCUCAGAACACUGAAGAGUAACCUACCUCAGGACCCUGGCAGCACAGGCCUGCUCAGCAUGUCUCCUUUGGAAACCGCUUCCAUGGGAAGUUCGUUUUCAGUCCUUCCACCUACAAAAGAGAACAUGAAGCUCCUGUCUCUGCAGCCUUUCCAGAAGGGCUUUAUCAUUCAGCCUGACAGCAGUAUUGUGGUAAAACCCAUUUCCAACGAAUCUGCUAUUGAACUGGCUGACAUUCAGCAGAUUUUGAAGAUGGCUUCUUCAGCUCCUCCUCAGAUAAGUCUUCCGCCACUUUCUAAGGCACCAUCUGCCCCUGGGCAGUCUAUUUUCAAGCAUAUGCCGCCACUGAAGCCAAAGCCCUUGGUAACUCCGCGAACAUGCACAGCAAGCCUCGUUGCAACCUCUACACCUCCUCCACUAAUCAGUGCACAGCAAGCCUCGCCAGGGUGCAUCAGUCCAAGCCUUCCCCCGCCACCUCUGAGGCUGAUCAAAAACUCUGUGGAGUCUGCUUCCAACUUUCACCUGACACAGUCUAAAUUGGGAACCAAAUCUAUUUCUUCUCAGUUGCUCCUCCAGUCCAAGGCAGAGUCUUUAAGUCAACAUGAGCUGAAAACACAGCUGGAACAAGACAGUAUCAUAGAAGCCCUUUUGCCUUUGAACAUGGAUGCCAAGGUCAAGCAAGAGGUAACUGAAGGGGACCUCAAGGCCAUCAUUGCAGGGACAGCAAACAAGAAGGCACCAACAAUGAGGAAAGUCUUGUAUCCGUGCCGCUUCUGUGACCAGGUGUUUGCCUUCUCAGGGGUGCUGAGGGCUCAUAUUCGGUCUCACUUGGGCAUCUCCCCUUACCAGUGCAACAUCUGUGAUUACAUCGCUGCUGAUAAGGCAGCGCUGAUUCGGCACCUGCGGACGCAUAGUGGGGAGAGACCUUACAUCUGUAAGAUCUGUCACUACCCCUUCACAGUGAAAGCCAAUUGUGAGAGGCACCUGCGCAAGAAGCACCUCAAGGUGACCAGGAAGGACAUAGAAAAGAACAUUGAGUACGUCACCAGCAAUGCGGCAGAAAUGGUGGAUGCUUUUUGUUCUCCGGACACUGUGUGCAAAUUCUGUGGUGAGGACCUGAAGCACUAUCGUGCUCUCCGCAUCCACAUGAGAACUCACAGUGGCUGCCAGAAGAAGAAGCCAUUUGAGUGCAAGGAGUGUGGCACAGCCUUCUCCGCCAAGCGAAACUGCAUCCACCACAUCCUCAAGCAACACUUGCACGUGCAAGAGAAGGAGAUCGAGAACUACAUCCUGGCUGUCGACUACAGCCCUCAGGAGAACCAGGCAGACCCUCCUUUACUGGAGGACAGCACUUACCUGGACUGCAAACCUAUCGCACCAUUCUUGGAACCACAAAAUGGCUUUUUGCUGGGAGCCCCAUCGCACGUUCCAGUCAAACUUGAGCCUGCAAGUACCUUCCCGAUGGAUUUCGAUGAGCCCUUAGACUUUUCUCAGAAGAACAAAAACUUGAGCGCAGUGCAGGUGAAGCAGGAGAACUUGUUCGGCACCUCCCCUUUGUCUCUCUAUGACUGUUCCAUGGAGCCCAUAGACCUGUCAAUUCCCAAAGCCGUAAAGAAAGAUAAAGAGGAUGUCCCCAGCGAAGCCAAGAAACAAGAGCAGGCUUCUUUUGGGAACAGCGACACACCCUAUAACUGUCAGCAGUGCCCUCCGGCUGUCAGUGCCAAUGGGAACGUAGAGAACAGAGCGCUCAAACAUUCCCAGCCACUGAAGGGUCCAUUGCAUUUGACUGUCCCAAUCAUUUCCCCAGCUCUUCUCGGCAACUCUGCCUUGCUGCGACCCUUGAGGCCUAAGCCGCCACCUCUUUUGCCAAAGCCUCCUGCAACUAAAGAGUUGCCGCCACUGGCUUCCAUUGCACAGAUCAUUUCUUCUGUGUCUUCUGCUCCUGCUUUGCUGAAAACGGAGGUUACAGACACCAGUCCCAAAGCAGCAAGCAGCUCUACUGGGUCUGAUAAAUCAGGGAACUCCAAACCAAAAGCGACAAUGAUGACGGGCAUCCAGAAAGACUCCAGCAUUCCUAGUGACCUUACGCAGAAAGCGUAUGAUCCAAAUAGUCUAGAGAAGUCUGAAAGUGCCGAUGCUGGCUUGGCUAAAAAAAGGGGUAGGAAGAAAGGAACAAAAAACAAGCCUAAAGUGAGUGGUGCUGUGGACUUAGAGUCAAGUGGGGAGUUUGCUAGCAUAGAGAAGAUGCUGGCUACCACAGACACUAAUAAAUUUAGCCCAUUUCUGCAGUCCACAGAUGAUUUCAAAGAAGUUGACAGAAAUGGAACAAGUGAAGAUGAGAAGGAAAUGGCGGAGGAGAAACUGCUGAGAGGAAAAAGGAAUGCUUAUUUGAAUUGCCUGCAAAAGAUCAUCUGUCCUCACUGUCCCCAGGUUUUUCCAUGGGCAAGUUCCCUGCAACGACACAUGCUCACUCACACAGACAACCAGUUGGACCUGGAGGCUUUAGCUGCAACAAAUGAGGUGCUGGACCUGACCUCCUGUGAGAGAGAUCGACCAGAGGAAGAAACAGAGCUACCAGAAAAUGAAUGCAGUCCCAAAGAGGAGCAAAAGUCUGACUCAUCCCCAGGAGAAGAGGGUGCACAAGAAAAAUCAGAUGAGUAUGAAGAGGGGCCGGAGGAAGACUCUGUAAGUAACAGAAGCCUUGAUCUCAAUUUUGCCAGCAAGCUGAUGGAUUUUAAGCUGGCAGAGAGUGACCAGAGUGCAGGCAGCAGCUCUCAGACUGAAAAGAAACAUGCCUGUGAUGUUUGUGGAAAAUCUUUCAAGUUUGCUGGCACUCUUGGCCGGCACAAAAAGGCUCAUACUCAUGAGGAUCGAAAAGAUGAAAAGAGCAGUGAGGAUGAAAGCAGAAGUGUUCAAGAUGAAGCCGGAGUUCCCCCAGGACUGGACUCCACUCUUGACCAGGAAGAGCCCCCGAUGGACUUAAAGGUGGUAGAAUCUCCAGUGGACUGUGAGGCACCAGCAAAGGAAAAUGAAGAGAGUGAAAGCGUCUCUGAGGGAGAGAGUGCAGGGAGAAAGUCCACUGAGAAGAGUGAUGAUGACAAAAAACCAAAGACCGAUGGGGCUAAGGGUACCACAAAAGCAGACAAAAGGAAGAAAGUCUGUACCGUGUGCAACAAGCGGUUUUGGUCUUUGCAAGACUUGACACGACACAUGAGGUCUCAUACAGGGGAGAGACCGUACAAGUGUCAGACCUGUGAACGGACCUUCACUCUGAAACACAGCCUGGUUCGUCACCAGCGCAUACACCAGAAGAUCAAGAAUGCCAGGAACCAUGGCAAGGAGAGUGACAAAGAAGAAAUCCAGUCUCGGUGUGAAGAAGACAGUGAGAAUGAGUCUAGCCACAGUGGCACUAACCCCAUCUCAGAAAAUGAGUGUGACUCCGUUGCAGGCCUUGGUAACUCUUCAUCUGUCACUAGAAGCCGAAAAGAAAGUCAGGCCAAUGCAGCGAAGGAGUCUCUUUGCAAAGAGGAGAGAAGCAGUGGACGAAUAACCAGCACUUGCCUUGCAGAGUCCAGCAAGAAUGCACAAAAACAGAUCCCGAAAGAUCAGGAAUCACGGGGGAACUCUGAUCAUGAGAGACCUUCGGGUUUCAUUCAGGACUUGCUGGAGAUGCACAAUAAAAAAUCUCCCAUGAAUCACAUUCUUGCCUCUGCAGACAGUGCACCUCAGCUUUUGGGAAUUGAAUGACUUGCUAUGAAAUUGGACCUAUCCCAGCACACAAACUAAAGCCAGCAGAGCAAGUUUUUUUGGAGUGGUUUGUAAGAGUGCCCUUCAGAUGUGGGAGAGUUAUGGCAGACUGGAGUCUGUGCCAUAUGCCUUUCAGUAUAAUAAUGCAAGAGACUACAGUAUAUACUGAUUUGAGUGCCUUACUACUUUAUUAGAUCUUUUGGUAUGAUAGAAUUUUUUCAAAAAUGAUUUUUUAAUAUUUUAAUGAAUUAUUUGGAGAGGACCCUUUUCAUUUAAGCAUUAAUAUUACCUUUUGUAUUGGUGUGUGUGAACUUGUUCCUGUAUAUCUGUGAGAGUCGCUGUGUUUUGUUCUCUGAGCUGGAAAUGGGGGCAGUGGGUAGGGAAGCCCUUGGAUACUGCAGCCAAUAACUGGAAGAAAAUUAUGUGAAUUUCAUACAAAUUAAUCAGAGGAAAUAUAGAUGAGACAUUGAGAUCUUCUUUUUUUUUCCUCAGUUGAUGUUCUUGCAUUUGCCACAUGGUGGAGCAUUAAUCCAGUUCCAGAUGUUAACGACAGGGCAGUUGAAGGUGUUCAAAGUGGUUCAAGCCAAAAGCAGGAAACAGUUUCAAUCUCAUACUUGUUUCCACUUUUCAGCAUUAGAAAUGGUAUUCUAGUAACUAGGGUUGGUUUUUUUUCCCCUGGCCAUUGUGGACUGAGUAUACAGAGAAGAGUUACAUAGCAACUUAACCUAUGGAAAUUACGCACCGGCUGUUAUAUAUGUUUGAUUUGCUUCGGUAUAUUAUUAUUAUUAUUAUUAUUUUAUUGUUAUUUUAUAAAUUCAUCAGUUUGCUCGUCUCUGCAGUCAGCAGAAACCAAUGGGCAAUAUUUGCCCACGGAGAUCUACAAUGCAGCUUGGAAGCCCCAUUUAAAUGUUUUUGACUCAAGUUUUCACCAGCUCCUCUCUCACGUUGCAGCUCUUUUACUGUACUUCAAAUGAAACCCUUCCUCUGACUGGAGAAUCCAAUGGAGGCCAGCAAGUUAUCAUCCAAAAUGUGCAGGGGAACAUCUCACUAGUGGUGGAUGGGUGGGUGUGUGUCUGUCCAUGUGUGUGCGCGUGUAUGAGAGUGAGAGAGAGAAAUGGAGAGAGAACGGAGGGAAGGAGAGCAUGCGGGGGAAGGGAGUUGUGAAAAAACCUUCCAAGUGCAUGAGAUAGGCACUGCAAAUACAAUAUGCAUUUUGUGGAGAUUGCAUCAGUGAUGACACUUGUUACUAAAGAGCAAAUUCAUUCAGUCUUCCAGUCAAAAGAAAGCAAGAAAGAAAUGCGAGCCGUACCGUGAUCUUGCUUGCCGUCAUGUUCUAAAGCAAGAAAAUACUACUGGUAAUAAAGCUACAAAUAUAUGUUAAAAAUUAAAUGAAAUAAAAUCAAUUACAUAAUUAAAAAACAAACAAACCUUUUCUUCCUGAGAUUUUGGGGUUGAUGCUUGAAGACUAAGGCAUGUGUCUAAAUUUCAUAUCAGUAAACUAACCCCCUUGAAAUGCUGAGCGUUGGAAUUUCUCCGCAGACCUCCAUGUUGCCAGCCACUGGUGAUACUCCAACCACCAGGAUUUAAGGGGUUACGCCAAAUGUCUCCUACUGUAGCUGUGCAUUUUUAGGGAUGCUCAGCGUUUUGUUGUUGUUCUUGUUGUUUUUAUUGCCUCUGGGACAGACAGAGCCAUAGUAUUGCCGGAGCAUCACUGUGCUGUUCCACCCCGUCAGCCUGUUCUCUCACACUGUGAUCCUCCCUUCCCCCUGCAAAACCGCUUUGUUCUACUUUCAUUAGACAAGGAAGGUGUGGGCCUCAAAUCCCUAUCAUAGCUAAUAUAUAUGUAUCUCUCUCUCCCUCUCUUUCUCUCUGACUUCCCCACAUUUCUAGAGACUGAAAUCCAACUGCCCAGAACUCAAAGGAAGAAAAAUGUUGUUGAAUAAUGUUCUUGCAAAUAGAAUAAGAAAAAAAUGGUUGAGGUAUAUGUGAUUUUAUUUUUUUUAACAACUAGGGAUGUUUGGACCAGUUUUGAAACAAAAUUACUCCAGAUAAAUAAAAUAUCAGAACCAAUGAUUCAUUUAAAACUCUACCCAGGUGCGUCCUAUUUAGUUAAAACCAGUUCACACAUCCCUUAAUUUUUAUUAUAUUAUAAUUAUUAUAAUAAUAAUUAUUAUUAUUUUGGGUAUUUUGGUUUUUUGUUGUUUGUUGGUUUUUUGGUUUUUUUUGGUUUGGUUUGUUUUUUUUGCAACUCUCCACACUAAACUGCGCAAUAUUGUGGGGGAGAAGCCAUUACUAAACUAUAUGCUGCAGAACAAUGUAGCAAGUAAUCAAUUCCCAGCAGCCUGCCGGGACAUCUGCUAGCAAUAAUCACUAUUGAUUUAAAGCUUUAUUUAGCCUUUAUCUAUAUCCUAGUAGAGUAUAAGGUCUUGCCACAUUUUAAUGACAUUUUUAUUAGUUGAGUUUGACUGAGAAUUUUUGUUGUUGUUGUUGUUGUUGUUUUUUUCCCCCCAAUAUUAAACUGUGAAAUUUAUAACAUGUUUAAACUAUGGGUGAAUCUUAUGCUUAGUUUGCAUGUUCAGCUAAUUUGUCUCUAUACAUUUUUUUUUGGUUUGGAUCUUUUUAUUUUCCUCUCUCAGGGCUUUUACAAAAAUGGAUCUUCUGAAAUUCUUGUCUGAGUUGCAGUGGACUUAACAUUGAGAAAGUUCAAUCACUACAUUAAGCACUUGACUGUGAAAGCGCAAAAAAAAAAUUUAAAAAAUCUAGGCUUGUGGCUAUUCUGAAGUAGCUUUUGGGGCUAUGGGACAGUCUGAUUCCAUUUUCAGAACGAUUCAUAAUUUUCUCUCUCCUUGUGUGUGUGUCUCUUUUCUCUACCCCUCUCUAUUCAAGAAGGAAGUUUAAUUCUAGUGAUUUCAGCCCACGCAGGAAACAAUAAUAAAUGUGUAGAAUUCAUAUUUUUCUAAAGGGAACUUAAACUGCUGCUACAAGUUGUGUACAAGACUGGUUUAUGCCACAUGAACAGAGAAUCACACAUUUGUUUUUGGUACUUUUAUUCCUCUUUUUAUUCAGUUGUACAGUACUUCCAAAUUCAAAAUAAAAGUAAAGCUGUUCUGUAUCAAACCAUCUAAGCAAUAAAAUGUUAUAUUUAAAAAUUAUAGGUUGCAAAAUGGACAUGGCUCUUCUUGUGCGUUUCUUGUAACUUGCUUUGAAACCAUAGAUUGAGGGAUAAUGCACAAAGCAGCUUGACAUGGUCAGAGGGUUGUACUGUUUCUGUUGGCCUGAGCUUGAAUUAGUGGGCCAAAAAAUUGUGAAAACUUUGUUCUCUUUGUGAGCAGACUAACUAGAGUCUUAGGAAGCAGCGGAUUUGGGGUUUGAAAUUUCAACUACAAAAUGGGAGAAAUGUAAGCGAAGGUCUUUACCAGCUUUAGUUUGAAGUUCUCUGUCCAUUUUAAGCAGCAAACUCAUGGUCACACAAGAAAUGGCCUUCUCAAGGUAUUGUGCUGUAUGAAGAAUUAUUGAUAGCUUUCUUUAAGUGGAUUAGGUGUGCUCUGGCAGUUGCAAUCAUGGCUGAGUUGUCCAGCAGGGAAUUUUGUGUAGCUGUGAAAUGUUCUGGAUGAAAUCAACAGCUAUUGGCAAAUGCCUAGGUGCAUAGUACUGUAUUUAAGCUUGUCAGUUUAACAUAGUCUUGCAAUUUGCAUUUUAUUUGCUUCCUUGAAGAAUGUCUCCCACAGAACAGUGACAGGCAGACAGCCGUGUGGGCUGAGCAUUGGCUUCUCAAUGGCAGGAACUGUGAGGAGUUGGGGAAUCUUCCUUUCAGCUCUUCUCCCUGGAGGUGACUAUACCUCUCUACGAGAACGGUGAACCAAAUUAAGAGAUGAGGCUCAAGGGAGUCUGAGCUGCUUCAUUGCACACAAUCUUUCAGUCUUUCACAUGCAUAUAUUAUAGACUCUAGCACGUCAUUUAUAUUUCCUUAUGUUACAUUUUGAAUUUGGCCUAGUGACUGCCGUGUCCCUCAGCCAGACAUUUCCUUGUUCCAGCUGUGCAGCAACCAAACAGUACCUACUGUUGGAUCAACAGAGCUGCCUACGAAUACCAACUUACUUUAUUCCUGCUCACCACCAGAUUGCUGCUAUUGCAGUUGUUUCCCAAAGACCAUAGGCGAAGUUAGCAACAGGUUGGGAGAAGAGUAGGGUUUAUUGGUGUAACCUUCACUUGCCAAAGUUGCCACUUCACUGCUCUGCUCCCUGAGGUGCAUGCUUUAAAUGUUGAAUGAAGCCUUGUGUAGACUAGUUUGCCUCUGCUGACAUAAUAUGUUUAAUCAAAACUCCUACAGAGCCCCCAUUUCCAGAAUAGACCAGCAGGACCCCUUAGUCAUGGAGGACCAAGUGUUUUUGUGCAUCAAGUUUGCAGAGGACAAUCUCCACAUCCACAGAACAGGAAGCUGUACAGAGGGUUAGGAAGGAACAAGCAGCACCCUCUUCUGGUGUUAUAGCCCUAAGUCCAGAGUGUAUCAAGGGGAGCUGUACUUCAAGAUACAGGAGUGUCCAUCACAGAAUGAAAAAGAAUUGAGUGUCUUUUGGCAGUCUGAUAAUAAAAUGAGCACUCACUCUAGAAAUCCUGUGAGGAUAAAGGGAUGAAAGUGUUUGUCACUAUCUGCUUAGUCACAUAAUAGCUGAUUUGAAGUUGUGUGCGUGGGUGGUACAGGGAGAGCAGUAUGGUUGUGCAGAGGGUAAUGGUGAGGAAAAAAAUGCUAGACCACUGACAGUACCAUACAUCUAAAACCAGAGGCCUUUUACGCUGAGGAGAGAGGGUGAGAAACUAGAUGGUCUCCUUAUAUUAGGAGACGUUUUCUCAGUGGAAGCAUAAAUGAUGUAAGCGUGUUUUGAAGAGCAGGAGGUUGGGAAGGAAAGGCAAUAGGAACAAAGUUGGGGGGGAUGCCAUCCCCACUCAGGGUAGUUUUACUGCUCUAAUUAUAUAUUUUUUGGUCAUUAUGGUAAUAGGUUAUGUCAUUACCUGUGUAGCUGAUGGUCUACAGGAUAGUGCCUCUCAAUAACAUCUCUUCUAAUCUUGCAUUCUUACCUGGCAUAGCUGGAAGGGAGUGAGGAGGGGGAAAGUGAAAAAGGUUAAGGACAUUGCAUCCACUUAGAACUGAAGGAGCAAUUGGAAUUACAUAUAUAGCAAAUGUAUAAAUUAUUUAAUAAUGUAUUUCAUAAUAACAGGUGGCUGCAGACAGUGUAGCUCUUCCCCUUUUUUUUCUCUGACCCCUCUCCCUCUGCUCUUUCUGGUUUAGCUCAAGGAAAGGUUCCUAUGUGUUUGAGUCUGUGGCUUUCUCUUUCUGGGAAAAGGUAGAGGUGGGGGAAAACGUGCUUUGUCUCUGCAGUCCUCCAAGGGUGGUAUCUGCAAACGACCCUGCUCCACAGACAAGUUCACAUGAAAUGGAGUGAUGUUUAUCAUCAGUAGUGUGCCAGACCUGGUAUUAUUCUUGGCUGUCUGGUAACUCAUCUUAUACCCUGUUAUCCUCUACCUGCAUUGUUGUCCAGUGUGCUUCUUCCCAUGACUGGCCCACAACUAUUGUGAUAGACCAUUGUUCAGUUUGAGCAUUCUCCUGGAGGAGCCAAAUUGUGCAAUUGCUUACAUCAGAUGGAGGUGUAUUGAGAUUUUGCCAUUAGGUAACAAAGUCCUACCAUGGUGCCCUCCAGAGCACCUACAAGGAGCCUGUGUGCAAAAAAACCUCCCACUUCAGAGAAUGAAUUUUGCUGUCGCAAUCAAAUCCUAAAGCCCUGGACUCUGGAAAUUUUGCGGGAGCACGGGGAACCUGAGAGUAGCAAGUUCAGAAAGGGUGGAAGAAGAGGAAUCUUGCCGAGCAAUACGCAUUUUGUACCCAUAGUGGAGAAGAAAAUAACUGAAGAAAAUAAUCCCUCCAGUAUUCUGAGUCCCUCCGACUCCAUCUCCCAGACUGCUACAGGAAGUUGAUGUGAGGAGCCAGAAAGAAGAGUAAGCCAAAGUGUGUGGCUUAGUGAGAUGGUUGCCUGCCUGACCUCCUCACUCCAGAUUUUUCAUGUUCUGUACAAAGAACUGCUGCUUGAUGCACGGGGAAGCUGUGUAUUGUGAAAGGGAAGAACAUGCCAUGAAGGGAGCUGUGCUGCAGAUAAUCUGAACCUCUCCAGUGCCUUUUACCAGAGGUUUGCAAAGCAGUUGACCAAAAUUAAGAGACUCCAUAAACAGAACUCAAACAGCCUAAAUUAAAAGGAGAAUUGUGUCCUCCUUAUGGAAGUACUCAGGCCUUACCUAAGCUUACAUGUGAAAGCUAAAGCAUUAAGUGCAGAAUGUCAGGGGCUCAUUUGGGGCAGUAAUUUUAAGUCCUAGACAGAAUAUGGAACCUGGCCACAUUGUGGGUGAAGCUGUGGCAAGGCUGGUACAGAGCAUCAGCCUGAACCCUGGGACACUGAUACACCAGCUGAGUAGCUGACCAAGGUUUUGCUGCUGGCUGUGUCUGUCAGCAGCAAGUACACAGAGAAGAAAUGUGUAAAUAUAUUUAUCACUUGUAACCUCUCCUUUGAAUCUAGGGAUUGGCUAAAGAACAGGUU
This is a messenger RNA of Alligator sinensis (Chinese alligator), 11783 nucleotides long. RefSeq names its product ras responsive element binding protein 1 (gene RREB1). NCBI's taxonomy places the organism in Eukaryota, Metazoa, Chordata, Crocodylia, Alligatoridae. The coding region runs from base 331 to 5199 and encodes 1622 amino acids. The record is from RefSeq and is a predicted model, not a curated record. Gene Ontology annotation, biological process: regulation of transcription by RNA polymerase II. Gene Ontology annotation, molecular function: RNA polymerase II cis-regulatory region sequence-specific DNA binding; DNA-binding transcription activator activity, RNA polymerase II-specific. Gene Ontology annotation, cellular component: nucleus. The transcript is spliced from 12 exons.